AAAGAAUGCCAGGGUCUUCGCCGCCAGGGGCCAUGAUUCCGCUCCUGGCGAGUUGGAUUUCUUGCUUGUACAUGCCUGCCGCGUGGGGGCUGUACAACCACCGACGCAAUCACCCGUUCAUGAAGUACCGACACCCGCGGCGCAUGGCGGUGAUCGCUGGAUGCUUUGGAGUGUGCGCGCUGACACUGCCCAUUCUCGUCUGCACCGAUGCGUCCUGCCUCUUCUACUCGCUUUGGUUUUCGCUUGGCAUGUGCGCUGUGGUCGCGUACCUCCUCAUGCAGUGGGCCAUCGUCGUGACCUUCCAGAUCACCGAGCUCCUCGCGCAGCCGAAGCUCGCCACGGCCCAAACUGUCUUCCGGACGAUGCAGCGCCGGUGGUUCCUUCACCCAAGAGUGCAAAGGACCAUGUUUGUCGGCACCAUUGCCCUCAUCCUCGUGCCCAUCUACUACCCAUACUCUGUCGACGCAAAAGAGUUCAUGAUGCAUACACGCGGCGCUUGCUUUGAUGAAGCGUCGUGGAACUUCCUACUCGGUGAGCUCGGGAUCAUUGGCGGUGUUUCCUGUGCCCUGGCCGUGCAAGUGAGCCGUGUAGUCGACAACUUUGGAUUACGCGCAGCCUUCCUCAGCACUGCCAAAGUCGGCGUGCUGUGCUUGCUGCUUCAACUGGUCAUCUCGAUUGGUUCGUUCAACCUGCACUGGACCUGGCUGAGCGACUAUUACGUCUUGGACACGAUGGCGUCGCUGCCGUUCCACGCCUUCUACUACUUUAAUGUUGUGCAGCCCCUCCGCUCCAUUCUCUUACCAUCCCUGUUUCGCCAGCGCGUCAUGGUGCUGUCGUGCCCGUUUUCCCAGCACAGAUACCACUCGACAUCGCACUUUCACGCCUUUCUUCUCCAUCCUGACGGCUUCCGCUCCUUUCUCGAGUUUUGUCGAAUGGAACUGCGGCUGGAGCUGCUUCUCGCGUGGCAAACGCUGACACAAUUCGAAGCCGCCCCGACGACCCGAGCGGCCGAGCAAGUGUUCCAAGCGUGCUUUUCUCCCCACUGCAUCUACGCCACAGCCAUUGGGAACCAGUGGCGGCCGCACUUUCAGCCGCUUCGACAAACGUGGACCCAAACGACAACAUUUCUCCCGCCAACUCUUUUUCGCACCGUCACGGCUGCCCUCCUCCAGUGCAUGUAUGAUGUCCAGUUCCCUCGUUUUCUCCAGCACCCGGCCGGUAUCCUGGCAUGGCACGAGUUCCUUGACCGCAAACGUGCCGUGGAGAAACUUGACCAAGUGCUCACGAUCGUCGAUCGGCAGACGUCGUCGUUCCAGAUGAAGCUCCAUCGUCCUCUGCCCUUUCACGGCGGAUAAGGCGAUGCCCAUCGAGGUGAAGUUCGUGGACUCUGUCGUCGUCUGGGGUGGACAACGACCGGACGCAUGACAUGGCAGCCGUCUGUUGCAUUGCCCGCGAAUUAAAAAGGGAAUUGGAUGGAACCUCGAUUUGAAUCAGUCAUGCAACUCCCGCCGACCUCGCCACCACUUGGUCUAGACUCUCCAUGCGAUCAAUGCGGUCAAGGCAUAACUGCCAUGAUGCUGAAACAUUAGAGGGAGCAGAGUACACGUCGUGCAACGCGAUCGUGAUGGCGGAGGUCAAUUAGGCAGGUCUGAUGGAUAACCACCGACUUUGAUAAUGUCUUUGUAUGCAUUGGAAUGGUUUAAACCUUCCGUAAUGCCGCCAAGCGCGCCGUCAAGUCGUCCGUUGCCUGCGGUGCUGGCGCUGGUACCGCGACGUGGGACCCAACUGCUCCUGCAGAGUCCAGUUGGCCAGCGAUGACCAGUCCAUUCUCGUCAGCCACCAUCUGAAUCAAAUCGUCGACUUGAUCGGCAGGGGUUGCACCCGCAGUCGUACUGUUCAUCGCCCCUUCCAUGUACGCUGCACGAACGUCGAGAUCUUCAAACUGUCGCUCGAACUGGUCCAUUGUCUUGGAGAUCUUUUCGACGUUCAUCGAAUCCAUGACGACGUUCAUGCCCUUGACCACACCCGCCAUAUUCGACUUCAGGUUUCCCAUACUGAUUGCAGUCUGCACACGUGCCGCGACAGCAUCGAUUCGAGAGCUCAACUGAAGGUAGUUCAGUGCCUGGUUCUUUUCCCUGAUUGCGUUCUGGGCGUAAAUCUUGGCUCCUUCCAUGUUUCCCUUUUCGAUAGCCUGCUUUAACUUGAGCUUCUGAGCGAUCUGGUUCUUCUCGCACUUCUUUGCGUUUCGCACGAGGGACUUGGCCGUGAAGCGCAUCUUGAAGAGCUCAUCUUCAAGCGUCGGCCGCUUGAGGAAGUCGAACAUGGGAAGAACGGCGUGUGCUGAAA
Aphanomyces invadans is the source of this 2346-nucleotide messenger RNA. RefSeq lists its product as hypothetical. Bases 6 to 1355 code for a protein of 449 amino acids. The transcript is spliced from 2 exons. The record is from RefSeq and is a predicted model, not a curated record. NCBI's taxonomy places the organism in Eukaryota, Oomycota, Saprolegniomycetes, Saprolegniales, Verrucalvaceae.